AAAUCAGCAUCUUUGCAAACAUUUUGUAAAUAAUCACAUUGCUUUUUCUGCAAAGUAUAAAUCAUGGCUGUGAACAUCACUGGGCUCAUUGUGCUGGUUGUGUUCUACCUUAUCAUCCUCAUUGUGGGUGUGUUGGCUGCAAGACGGAAAGGCCUUACUGGCCGGCCCACUCUCGAGUCAUCCAUCGUUGCUGACCGCAACAUCAGCACCCUUGUGGGCAUCUUCACCAUGACAGCUACAACUGUUGGAGGUGGUUACAUAAAUGGAACUGCAGAAUCCAUAGCAACAGCAGGGCUAGUGUGGACACUGGCUCCACUGGGAAUUUUCAUCGGUCUUAUAAUAGGUGGUGUGGUGUACGCAGGUCCCAUGCGUGAACACCGCUACAUGACGAUGCUGGACCCGUUCAAUGAGAGGUUUGGUGGUGUUGUCGUGGUGCUGGUCUAUAUGGCCUCUCUCUGUGGAGACCUGUUCUGGACUGCCUCCAUCCUCUCAGCUCUAGGAACCAGUCUCAGUGUGAUUGUUAACCUUGACCUCACCGUUGCCAUAGUGACCUCGGCAGGGGUCACAGUGUUCUACACAAUGAUUGGUCAGAUGAUAAGUGUAGCCUAUACAGAUGUGGUACAGCUCAUCUUCAUCGUGUUCGGACUGUGUCUAAGUGUACCGUUUGUGUUGACCAAUGAGAAUGUAGGCAGCAUUGAUACGCUCACCAACGAUUGGCUGGGGAAACUGGACACGCCCUCGCUUCCACAGUGGAUAGACCUGCUCAUUGCUAUGACAUUUGGCACCAUUCCGUGGCAGGCGUAUUUCCAGCGUGUGUUGUCGGUACGCAGCGGUCGCCAGGCAAAGAUCCUUUCUGUGGCAGGAGCGUGUGCAGCUUUUGUGUUGGUCGUACCCUCCAUCUUGAUAGGGGCUGCUGGGAAAUCUGCAGAUUGGAACGCUACCCGACUGGGUGUAUCGCCGCUGGACAUUGGUCAGGGAAGUGCGAUACUGCCCCAUGUGCUGAAUGAGUUCACACCACCAGCCGUCUCCAUACUGGGCCUAGGCGCCAUCUCAGCAGCAGUGAUGUCAUCCAUGGACAGCUCUGUACUUGGCUCCAGCUCUAUGUUUACAUUCAACGUUUAUAAAAACAUCCUUAGAAACAAGGCCUCAGAAAGGGAGCUACUUUGGGUUCAGCGUCUCGUGAUCCUCAUUGUGGGUGCCAUGGCAACAACAAUCUCCAUCUUUGUACCCAUCAUAUAUGGGCUCUUCAUUCUUGCAGCCGACAUCGUCUUCGUCAUUGUUCUUCCACAGCUGACGUGUGCUCUGUUUUUGAAGUUCACGAACGCGUACGGGGCAUUUCUGGGUUUCCUCACAGGUGCAGUUUUGCGGCUCGGAGCUGGUGAACCGUAUUUGAAAUUUGAGCCGAUCAUAAAAUACCCCUGGUUUGAUAACAAUAUAGGGCAAGUUUUUCCAUUUAGAACAUUUUCCAUGGUCAUGUCCUUCUCAAUCAUUAUUGUCGUAUCUUUAAUCACUAAUGUUUUGUUUUUAAAAGAAGUCUUCCCAAAGAGUUGUGAUAUAUUCGGAAUAUUAAAAAGAAUGAAGCAUUCGUACAAUCCGGCGCCGACAUGUGAGUUGACUGAAGUUCCCCAGUCCAAUUCAGCCACACAGUUGUGUCGCUGUCCAGACAGGAAUGUGCCCUGUAAUCACGAAAAACAGUCUGGUGACCUCUCCUCAAAUGAUCUCUCCAGUGGGUCACAUGACAUAUCAUGUGACCAUGGUUGUGAGAAGACUGGUUCCCAGCAAUGGUCCCCUGCACCAGUAGAAGCGGGUAACCUGGGCACAAAAUUAUAGGUAUUUGGACGUGUUCUCAGCAUUAACCCCCUGUCAACUUUAGAGGCUGGAAAACAGGGCGCACAAUACAAGGUUUUUGAUCUGGAUCCCAGCACUGGUCUCCUGCCAACUGUUUGCCAGCAGAUGCUGGCAAACAGGGCACAAAAUUAUAGUUGUCUCUGAUAAUCUGCAUUCAAGGUUAUGUGUAGUAAUGUAUAUCAUUUCCUGCCAAAAUCACCCAAUAAACAGAGAAAACCGAAAUGUUUUCCACUUUGUUGAAUGCAGAAGACACUCAUAAUAUCAUUCAUUUUAUUCUUCUUUGUGAUGCAUAAUGAUUUUCAUGGGGAUACAUAUUAAAUUUAUCCUCUGAAAAUGGACUUUUUACCUGCAUUAAGUGGAAGUCAUAUUUAAGUUUAUUAAUAAUCAUCUUUAAAAUAGCACUAAUUUUAUUCUAAUUAUGAUGCUAGUCACAGAAUCUUGUUUUACUUACAUAUAUUGCCUGGCCACAGACACUAGUAUUCUUUUAUGAAGAAUAUUAAAACAGAAGAAAGUUAAAUGUAUUCAUACUGAUAUUUCAGUAUUGUGUUACCUCUUUUUUCCUACAUAAAAUAAAGUAAAAACUGUAUUUCAGUGUUAUUUGGACCUUAUUUCAAUAUGUUAAUUUUUUUGCCCACCCCUGUAUUUUUAUUUUGUAAGUGUUUCAAUGUCUAUCUUGCUACCUAACCCUAUCUUGUGCUUAGUCAUGACGUCUUACAAUUUCAUUUGUUUAAUGACUGUAUAUAUCAUAAACUUGUUCCCCCAAUGUAGGUAUGCAAUAUCUCGAUCUAUCGUGCAAACAUGCUCUGUCAUGUUCUGUACUUUACCCUUGUUCUGGGAAAACUGGGCUUAAUGCAUGCACGGACAAUACUUAACGCAUAUCGUCGCUGUCGUUCUCAAACCUCGUAGCUCCAAAAUUUUCAAAAUAUUUUUUUCAUCUUUUCCGAAUAUAUUAAGUCUGGCGCGUGUUUUGUGCUAUAUCUCGUAGCUCUGCGCCAAUCAGAGCCCUUGAAAAAGCCACGUGACGAAAUGUUGUAGAAUGAUUGUUGGGUUUUUUCCUGGCGAAAAGUCGUAGCGACGCCAUUUCACCUAUAGGUACGUCGUUUCGUUUGGACAAAUUUGACAAAAACGUUUUUAUAAUUUUUUUUAUUUGCAACUACGAGGUUUCCUAUCAGGACGAAUUGUCGUUUUUUUCUUUCUCCUGAAAAGUUGGCAUUUUGUAGAUACGAGGUUUGAGAACGACAGCGACGAUAUGCAUUAAGCACAGAUUUUCCAGAAGGAAUCUCAAUUAAGGUCUCUGUCAUUUUCAGUCCUAUAGGUGUGAUCUGUCAUUUAUACAAUAUACAUUGCUAUAUGCAAUAAGCUGUGAACAAAGUACUUCAUCAAUUGACAUGCAUCUUCCUGUAUUCAAUUUUAUCAUUGUAUGUGUUCAUGGGUGUAAAUAUCACUCUACACUUUGUUGACAGAACACCACUGUACACAUUACAUUGUUACCUCUUUCAGGAACACUUUGGCUUGUUUGCAGAACAUUUUAUGCAGAGUGUCUUCAUUUCUAAGGGCAUUUAUUAAACAACUGGGUUCCAAAGAUUAUUUUAUAUUUAUAUAAGUUUUAUCAUGUAUGUUGUUUUCCUUUAUAGUGCUUGCAUCAUAUGUUUUCCUUUUGCUUGCUUGAAUCAUGUAUGCUGUUUUUCUGUGUUUUGCUUGCAUCAUUAAUGCUAUUUUCCUGUUUCUAGCUUGCAUCAUGAAUGCUGUUUUCCUCCAUCUUGCUUGUUUUAUGUACAUGUUGUUUUCAUUUUUCUUGCUUGCAUCAUUUAUUCUAUUUUCCUUUUAUCUUGCUGGCAUCAUGUAGGCUGUUUUUCAUUAUCUUGCUUGCAUAAUGUAUGUUGUUUUCCUUUUUAUUGCUUGGGUUUCUUAAUUAUAAGGAUUAUACAUAUAACAUGUAUUGUACAUUCAUAUGUAUAACUGUUUGAUCUGUUGAACACCAUGUUUUUAUUUACAAGUUAAUGUCUUUUUACUGAGUUGUUUGGUUGUCAAGUUCUUGUUUGAAUCAGAGGCAGGUUUUUGAUAGUAUUUAAUUAUACAUUUGUUGCUCAUGUUUUUUUUGCUCCCCUUAGCAAGAAUUGCUAAAUUUGGAGCUUUUUUUAAUUGCCGUAUGUCCGGCAUCAUUUGUCAUGCAGUGUGUGAUGUGUGUUGUCAACUUGGAGCUAAUUACAACUCUAGAUGGACAUUUUUAAUUCAAUCUUGAUAGAAAGUGUUCACAGUGUCUAUGUGGAUAAUAUCUAGGUCAAGUGUGAGUCUGGGGCAUCUGCAUCCAAAAAAAUGUAAGGUUGUAAGGUCAUAUCUUAACCCUUUGCAUGCUGGGAAAUUUGUUGUUUGCUAAAAUGUUGUCUGCUGAAUUUCUAAAAUUAGCAUUUUCUUCGAUUUUUUUCAAAGAAUACUAUAAGAAUAGCAAACAGUUUGGAUCCUGAUGAGACACAACGUUCUGUGGCUGUGGUGUCUCAUCUGGAUCCAAACUGUUUGCAAAGGCCUUCAAAAUUCGGUUCCAGCACUGAAAGUGUUAAAAAACUUUUUACCACUAGAGUUAGGAACAUUUUCAACUCAAUAUUGAUGAAACUUGCUCAGAGGGUUUGUAUUGACCUUAGCAAGGUCAUAUUAAGGUCAUGAAUAUAUCUUGGUCAUGUAAGUUUAAAUCUUAGAAAAAUCUAGUCAUAAAUAAGGUUUAUGUAGUAAUAUGUAUUGACACCUGUUCAUAAUAUUGAACACAUGUUACUGUCCUCUGACUGCAAUAUAUACACGUAUGAUGAUAAUUAAUUUUACUUGUGUGAAUCAUGUAUAAUGUAUUAUUGUUUUAUCAAGGUUCUAUUGUUUUUAUGCCCCCUUUAAAAGAAUGCAGCAUGAAGCUGUCACACUGUACGCUUGUCUGUCUUUAUGUCUGUGCAAAAUGUCUUGCCUCGGCCAUAACUUAGCCAUAAAUUGAUGAAUUUUGUAAUGUCUUGACGCAAAUGUCCAUUAUCAGAAGGCGAAGUCUCACGUGUAGCAGCAGUCUCCCCAGAUCAAAGGUCAAGGUAACGCUUAAGAGUUCAUGGAUCAAAUUUUGCCAUAAAACAGCUAGUUCAAACUGUGACUUUUUCAUAAAUCAUUCUCAUUUAUUAUAAAUUACCUCAAAUAACCUCAAAGGUCAAGGUGAAACGUAGAGGUAAAAAGUAUCAUUUAGACAUUAUGAGGUAAGUUUGACAUCAGAGGAGUUUUGGCACAUUAGUGGAAAGUAGGUGCAUCCAUGCGUAAUGGACACAUUUCUUAUUUAUUGAGGUCUAGCCCAUUGUUCUCUCACUGAGUUUACGCCUUCUAUCAGGACAAGUCUUCAACAAUUAGUUUCCAUGAACUUAGGUGAGAAUUUAAGGACCUUUGUGGCCCUCUUUUUAUGCCCCCGGUAGGGCGUCAAACUUUAACAUUUGCCAUUACUUUUGCAAUAUUGAAGAUAGCAAAAUCAUAUUUGGCAUGCAUGUGAAUCUCAUGAAGCUGCACAUUUUGAAUGGUGGAAGUUCAAGGUCAAGGUCAUCCUUCAAGGUCAAAGGUAAAAAAAAACAUUUUUCAAAGCGGCACAAUUGGGGGCAUUGUGCUUCUGACGAACACAUCUAUUGUUCAACUUGUGCUGAUAUACUGGAAGAUGUUGGUGCUAUUGUUAGUUGCUUUAUUUAUUUGCUGUACUUAUUUCAAAUCAGGGAAGGCGUCAAUUACUUAUGAGUUAGUUUUGGAUGCAAGUUUGUAAAAUAUAAACAUAACAAUUCAUCUGUUUUGACAAUGGAUGUGAGUUUGAAAAUAUGAUAAAGUAUUUUAAACUAUACAAGAUAAAUUAAAAUUUUAAAUGGAAUAUCCUCUAAAUCUUUAUACAUAUCAGAGCAUUGAAUAAUCUCUUGUUUCAUGCAUGUAUGAAAUCUCAAAGAUAACUUUGUACAUAGCCAAAAAUAUAAUCAUACUAAAUUUACUACAACGGCUUAAUUUUCUGAACCUGCAAAUGUUUUCCUAAGGGCAAUAUUUUUCUAAAUAAAAAAAUAAAUGUUUUACUGACCUAUUGCAAAAUGAGACCUUUACCUGAAUGCUAUGUUACCAUUAAUAAAUACGUGUUUAUUAAAAUAUAACAUGUUUUUGGAAUGUAUAAUAUUGCAUAAGCUGUUGAUGUGCCCCCUCCCAUGUAUCUAUACUAUCCAGCAUUCGUGCCAAUCUGUAUGUGAACCUUUCUGGUCAUUAUUUAUUUUGAUAAAAGAAUCUUAAGUUUGAACUUUUUGUAUUCACUUAUUUUGAAAGAAGAAUGAAAGAUAUUUAUAAAAAUUGUAUUCUUGCUUUAUGCCUGCAAAAGUUUUUGUUCUGGUGUAUGAUUUUAAGUUUUGAUUUACCUUUACCUAUACUUGUUUGGAUAUAUGACAUUGUUUUGUUAAGUAUUUUACAGCAUUUUAUGUAACUGUUGACAAGAAUCUAGAAAAUUUAUUGUUGUUAAAUAAAUAUCCCAAUUUUUUAAUGCAUAAUUAUUGCUUUGCUGAUGCUGUUUACUUUUUAGCUCACCUGUCACGAAGUGACUUGGUAAGCUUAUGUGACCGUGUGAUGUCCAGCGUCCGUCGUGCGUGUGUGCGUGCGUCCGUCUACAAUUUGUUUGUGUAGACAGUAGAGGUCACAGUGUUAAUCCAAUCUUAAUGAAAUUUGGUCAGAAUGUUUAUCUUGAUGAAAUCUGGGUUGGGAUUGUAUUUGGGUCAUCUGGGGUCAAAAACUAGGUCACUAGGUCAAAUAAUAGAAAAACCUUGUGUAGACAAUAGAGGUCACAGUUUUCAUCCAAUCUUUAUGAAAUUUGGUCAGAAUGUUUAUCUUGAUGAAAUCUGGGUUGGGAUUGUAUUUUGGUCAUCUGGGGUCAAAAACUAGGUCACUAGGACAAAUAAUAGAAAAAACCUUGUGUAGACAAUAGAGGUCACAGUUUUCAUCCAAUCUUUAUGAAAUUUGGUUAGAAUGUUUAUCUUGAUGAAAUCAGGGUUGGUAUUGUAUUUGGGUCAUCUAGGGUCAAAAACUAGGUCACUAGGUCAAAUAUUAGAAAACCUAGUGUAGACAAUAGAGGUUAAAGUUUUCAUCAGAUCUUUAUGAAAUAUGGUCAGAAUGCUGGUCUUGUUAAAAUCUGGAUUUGGAUUGAAUUUGGGUCAUCUGUGGUCAAAAAAUAGGUCACUACGUCAAAUUAAAAAAAAAAGUAGACAGUAGAGGUCACAGAUUUCAUCCAAACUUAAUAAAAUUUGGCCAGAAUGUUAAUCUUGAUGAAAUCUGGGCUGGGAUUGUAUUUGGGUCAUAGUUUUUUUAUGAUCUUAAUGAAAUAUGGUCAGAAUGUUUAUCUUGAUAAUAUCUGAUUUUGGAUCUUAUAUGGGUCAUCUGGGGUCAAAAAUUAGGUCACUGGGCCAAUUCUAGUAAAACCUUGUGAAGAUGAAAGAGGUCACAGUUUUCGUCCGUCUUAAUAAAAAUUUGUCAGAAUGUAUUAAUUAAUGAAAUCUGGCUUGGGAUUGUGUAUGGGUCUGAUAGAAUAUAAGUUGAUGUAUCAAGGAGAGUCAGUUGAGCGAUUCAGGGCCAUCAUGGCCCUCUUGUUUUAUUGUUUAAGUAGUUUUUCUAUUAUGCACCUAGAUUUACUAUGUUGGUUUGUUUCUUUUGUGAAAUCUUUUUUCGAUGAAAGAUAUUAUAUUUUGUGUCUCAUUGUAUUAUAUUCUACACUUUUUGCUUACCCAAGCCAGGGACCAAUACUUGUUUAUACUUUAUACUUGCUCAUGGUGAGCUUUUGUGAUCACAUUUUGUCCAUCGUUUGCCCUGUGUGAAUACUUUAGAGGCCACAUUUGUAUCCCAAUCCUAAUUAAAAUUGGUCAGAAACAUUGGCCCCAAUGAUACAUGUAUGUUGGACCACUUUAACACUGGGUCACCUGGGGUAAAAACUAGGUCACUAGGUAAAAUGAAAGAUAAGAUGUAUCUGCUGAAUUCGGAAAUGGUUCUGAUCUGUUUUAAAAGAUGCUACCAUGGGUGGGGCAUUUUAAUGCCCCCCUUCGAAGAAGAGAGGGUAUAAUGUUGGCUCAUGUCUGUCCGUCGGUCCGUCCACCGUGUGGUUUUUGGAUGAUAACUCAGUAACACUAAGGCCUAGGAUCAUAAAACUUCAUAGGUACAUUAAUCAUGACUGUCAGAUGACCCCUAAUGAUUUUCAGGUCACUAGGUCAAAGGUCAAGUUCACUGACUCAAAACAGGAAAAUGGUUUCCGGAUGAUAACUCAAGAAUGCUUACGCCUAGGAUCAUGAAACGUCAUGGGUACAUUGAUCAUGACUGUCAGAUGACCCCUAUUGAUUUUCAGGUCACUAGGUCAAAAGUCAAGGUCAAAGUGACUCGAAACAGUAAAAUGGUUUCCGGAUGAUAACUCAAGAAUGCUUACCCCUAGGAUCAUUAAACUUCAUGGGAACAUUGAUCAUGACUGGCAGAUGACCCCUAUUGAUUUUCAGGUCAAAGGUCAAGGUCACAGUGACUCGAAAUAGUAAAAUGGUUUCCAGAUGAUAACUCAAGAAUGCUUACACCUAGGAUCAUGAAACUUCAUAGGUUCAUUGAUCAUGACUGGCAGAUGACCCCUAUUAAUUUUUAGGUCACUAGGUCAAAGGUCAAGGUCACAGUGACUCGAAACAGUAAAAUGGUUUCCUGGUGAUAACUCAAGAGUAAUUAGGCCUAGGAUCAUGAAACUUCAUAGGUACAUUGAUCAUGACUGGCAGAUGACCCCUAUUGAUUUUCAGGUCACUAGGUCAAAGGUCAAGGUCACAGUGACAAAAAACAUAUUCACACAAUGGCUGCCACUACAACUGACAGCCCAUAUGGGGGCAUGCAUGUUUUACAAACAGCCCUUGUUUCAAAUGUCUGUAGUGAAACUUGGUUAACACUACCCUUUAAGUAAGUUAAGCUGAUUCAGUCUCAGGUGAGUGCUUUAGGGCAUUAUUUUCCUCUUUUUUCACUUAGUGUUUCUGCUAAACUGCCGAAAUAUGUCCAAGUGUAAAAGUGUGGUACAUCAGUACGAGCAUUCCAUUCAUAUCAUGUGUUCUAAUGGAAGUUUGUAGCUAACUAUACUGGAUUUUUUUUGCCAGCUAUAAUGUAUUUGUUCAUAUUGUUGGUUGCUAUAAUGUAUUUGUUCAUAUUGUUGGUUGCUAUCAUGUAUCCGUUCAUAUUGUUGGUUGCAGAUUCUACAAUUGUUUGUGUUAGCAAUUGAAGUAUUUUUAUGACUGAAAUAAAUAAAAAUUGUUUUUAA
This is a messenger RNA of Dreissena polymorpha, 9136 nucleotides long. Its product is annotated as high-affinity choline transporter 1-like. NCBI's taxonomy places the organism in Eukaryota, Metazoa, Mollusca, Bivalvia, Myida, Dreissenidae. Gene Ontology annotation, cellular component: plasma membrane. The coding region runs from base 64 to 1830 and encodes 588 amino acids. Gene Ontology annotation, molecular function: choline:sodium symporter activity. Gene Ontology annotation, biological process: transmembrane transport; choline transport; acetylcholine biosynthetic process. The record is from RefSeq and is a predicted model, not a curated record. The transcript is spliced from 10 exons.